Molecule: messenger RNA, 402 nt
Organism: Cladophialophora immunda
Lineage: Eukaryota; Fungi; Ascomycota; Eurotiomycetes; Chaetothyriales; Herpotrichiellaceae
Exons: 2
Coding region: 1-402 (133 amino acids)
Source: RefSeq, a predicted model, not a curated record
AUGGAGCAAAUUCCAAAGUACUCGUCGUCAGCUCCCACCAAACCAUCACCUCUGGAGGGCUAUCAGAUUGGGGAGGCAAAGGCUGAUCUCCGAAAGAUUUUAGGGACAGACUUGCCCCCGCCAAUCGACUUUACUCCUAAAGCGUCCAAAGGAGUCGGCAAUCUUGCAGGAUCGAGGUCAACCGAACAGUCUCCUGAUGCUGCAACCUCUCGAAAUAGCAGUUCUCACGAUCCCCUUGGGAACAUGAGUCUCAAGGAUGAAGCUAAGAUGGGAGACGAUGCUGCGAAGCUACUCAGUGACUAUACCUCGUCAUUUAACACCAGGGCUCAGAAAUUGAUUUGUUGUAUCAUCAAUUACCUCAAAGCUGGCAUACAGGUGUCUCUUGAGACGGCAGCACCGUGA